Messenger RNA from Pocillopora meandrina, 20047 nucleotides. The record is from the annotation of a GenBank genome assembly. NCBI's taxonomy places the organism in Eukaryota, Metazoa, Cnidaria, Anthozoa, Scleractinia, Pocilloporidae.
GUGGCGUUAUUUUCUUCGUACGAUUCAUAACAACAUUCACAUCACUGUUGGUAAGUAAAUCGAGUUGCAUGUAAACAUUUAUUUUCUUGAGAUUCAUCACAGCCAGGUUGGUUUUCUACCUCUACAAAGUUGAAUCACGAUGUUCUUUAGGUAUGACACUUCACUACCUGUUCACACAUGUUGGUAACACAGUCCUUGAUUCUCUGAAAUUUAUAUUUUGGCAAUACAUAACAAUUUUGUCACAACUGAGAAAAGGAAGUGGAUGGUUAUUGAUACUGGAAUCGGAGACGCCACAUGAUAUUUCGAAUGAACAGAUCGGAAACAAUGCCUAAAUUCCUCGAUUUCAACGACCUGUUGAAGAAUAAAAUGAACGGGAAUUGAGAAAAUAGACUAAAACGAAAGGGAUUAGUUAUUUCAGCUUCAAAUAAACCAAUUGUUUUCUGAAUUUAAAUUUGUCAUUUAGCAUCUUUUCGACUUUGCCCAUCCGAAACGUAUCAACUUUAAAUGGAUGUGGCUUUGAUUGCCAGAGAGCUCUCCAUUCCCUACUUUUUAUUUGCAUUAUCUUUCCGUUCAAGGAAUGCUUAUUCAGAAAGGUUUAUCAUCGCCUGUCGUAGUAAAGUCAAAGUCCAACUGUAUUUGCAUAUGUGCUCAAGUGUUUUGAAUACGAUAGUGGAAAGCAAAUCACAAAGCACGACUUCUCUUGGAUAUAUCACUUAGGAAAUCAUUAGAUGUUGAAGAAAACUAGAUUCUUUAGUAUGUUCUAUGGUCAUUGUCAAGGUAACGCUAUACAUCUCAACGUGUCUAACCAGAGUUGUUAGUCGACGCAGCCGUACUACAAAAGAUAAAAAGUUGAUGACGGCAGCACAAUUUGUCUUAAGUCCUUCUCACGCGAGAAAAUCAAUCAAUUUGGUACAUUUCUAGUGGAAUUAUGUACGUUUAAAAGCGUCUGAAGGUAUAGGAGGUCUAAUCAAAUAAGGAAACAAUUUUGUGAGGUUUUUGACCGCCGCUUUAUCAUGCGUCAGCCGUGUUUUGUCUUGCCAUAUACGCGUACAAGAAUGCAACGAAAGUAGGCAUGUAAUGCUUGAGCGAACCCUCGAUGUCAAAUUAAAUUGGUCGGGGGUCUGGUAUCUACUUUUUGUCAAAUCUAAAAUUUGAUUAAAGAGGAAACAUAAGAUUCAAAUCUAUAACAUCAAUCACAAAGUGGCUAUAGAGAGAUUCCUAAGUUUAUUGUAUGAUAAAUUAACAAUUUGUUUACCCUUUACGAUGGCCGCCACAGUAAUCAAUAAAUAUAUAGAAACAUCUGAAAACUGAUUUAUCCGUGAGUGUAGGCGAGUGGACGUGUUUCAUCUAAAGGGGCAAUUGAUAACCAUCAAUUAGCUUCAAGGUUGAAAAGACAUCAUUGUCAUCUUUAAAAGUACUCUUGCGGCAAACAGCCUCUAGGUGUCCAUUGUCUCAGUCAAUGAAAAGCGGUCUUCUAGGACCCGCAACGGGUUUACGACAAAGGAUUUCGGCAAGAGAGCUUGGAAACUUGCGGCUCUUGACUCUUUACGAGCGGUAGACAUAAAAAUCAAAGAAAACUGCAAUACAAAGAGCGAUUGACACCUUAAGUUUUCAACAGGUUUUCAGGCAAAGUAGUUGGGAAAGCCUAUAACCGUUUUUGCUGAGCAUACUAACAAAUUACAAAAAUUAACCAGCCGUAAAAAGCGAAGACGAGACCGAGGAAAAAAAAUAACGGCUUGCUUGCCAGAAAUAGGAUUUCGAGAGGCUGUAAUCGUGAGUGUUAAUUUGUCCGGCGCACGGCUGAGUGAUGGAGGAAAACUAAUUGUCCGCUUAAUUAUUCUUAAGGUAAAUAUUACCGGUAAGAACUUAAAACCCCUUAAAAUGAAGACAGUAUUUCAGAAUAGGCACAAACUGAUACCGCUUUUCAUCGACGGGGUGUUUUAAUUUGAAAAAGCAUCGCUGUUCAAAAAAAAAAUUUUCACACCGCUGAUAAAACACGUAUCCAGCAGAGAAUGUUAGACCACAACGGCAACGGCAAAGGGAACGUCACCAAACAAAACGCUUAAUGAGCACCUGAACAAUAUUAAUGGCUGCGCACGUUCGUUCUAAAUCUUUGUAAAUUUCUCCGCUUCCUCUGUAAAACAUCAACCUGAAAUAACCAAACUUUGCGUUGUCUGGCGAACACGAACGACAACGGCUAAAUUUUUAUACUACUAUUUCAAAUUAAAUGCUGUGUUCCAUAUUCAGUUUCUAGAUAGCUUUUGCAGUGAGAAACAAACUAAAUACCCUAAGAGUAUCGCGAGAUUCGUGGGUAAAAUGUAAGUUCAAUUAUAACUGACGUUGUCCACGGAGUCGCCGUCGUCCUUUCUUCAAUUCCAUAAUGACUUUCCGAUACGGGUGCCGAUAUCAAGAUCACGCGACACAGAAAAAAAACAUGUCAUUAAAAGCUUUCUAAUUGAGUCCCUUUGUUAUUUUUGUUUCGCAUUCGCGUUGCGCAGAUAUUGCUGGAGUUUUUUGUGCGAACAAAGUCUGAUAACAAAGAGUAGGCGAUGUAAUAUCAUUUCCGUUUUUGAUGAGCUUGUUUGUUUGUUUGAUUGCUCUUCUGUGCAUUUGAAGAAGGUAAGUAGUUUCUUGAGUUCCUGUCGGUUCACAGAAUUUAUAUUUUUUCCUUCAGAUAAAUGUUUUGUAUAUAAUUUCUUCAAAGAGAAUUUCUAACCCAGUCGCUCAGUCAUUGGGUUAAAUUGAUUAAAUCACAUAUAAUUUUUAAUUCAAUCAAAUUAUAAAUGCAAGGGAAUAGAAAAUAACCUAAUGAUAUCAAUAAACAUUGGACUCAGAGAUGUUAGAAACAGCCAGUGACUGGUUGCAAUCGUCUGAAUUAGCAUAUUAAUUGUUUGCGAUAGCGUGAGAAAUGUUUAUUAGGGUCCAAUUAGUGUGAAAGGCGUGCAUAUCUACGAACAAUAUUAAUCACCUUUUGGUUGGGUUUUAUAAACAAAGGCAAAAGGAAAGUUGCAUGUGUUAAAACGACAGCCUUUCUUUCACGGAGGCGCCGUUUUGGCAAAUUACAACAUUUUAUAGAACAAAGUGCUGUCAUGAUCCAGAUAACAAAUAGAACAUUAAUUGGUCUCAUUCACAUUAACAAUGCGUAAGAUACGUUUUCUGAAAGCCAGUCAAGAAUGCUCAAGCUAUUUCUGGUAGCACUUUGCGAGGGGACAAUAUUAUGACAAAAUUUUUUUUUAUUAUUAGCUGGGAACAUUCUGAGGUGCGCCAAAAUAACAUUCGACGGUGCUGAGCAAGCAUUUCUUCAUCGCCGCUGUGCCAUUUAAUAUAAAUUUGCAAUUAGGAGUGGGUAGUUAGGUCGCUGGCACAAAAUAAACAUUGAUAGGUUAUGAUAACAAAAGAGAUUGCUCGGUUUGUUGUUACUUGAUAGAUGAAUGUUACCGAUAGGUACAUUAACACCUUAGAAUAGACACAGUUAGAUACAGGAAAUUUGUAGGCGAUUAAUAUGAACCCCAUAAAAGAACCCUUCCUAGUACACGUGAACUAUUUGUUCUCACAGGAUUUUUUUUUUAAACUUAGUCAAGUAUGGCAAAUUAAAGGCGUCCGGUCUGACACCUUACUCUGACUAGCUCUCUCUAUAUACGCACGUGCUAAGGACUGUGCCGUACUUUUCCUGAUGACCACACGUUGUCUAAUCCGCAAUUAACGGAUAGAUAAUAGUUUCCACCUUCGUCGUGGUUAAGUCAGCAGUGUUCGAGGGUUUAAUUCAAUUGCCAGAAAUUGAUAUGUUUGAGAAGUGUGACGUUCUUUUCUUCGUACCAUUCAUAACAACAUUCACACCACUAUUGGUGAGUAAAUCCAGUUGUAUAUGAACAUUCAUUUUCUUGAGAUUCAGUCACAGCCAGGUUGGUUUUUCCUUCUAUAAAGUUGAAUCAUGAUAUUCCUUUAAUAUAACACUUCACCACUUGUUCACUUAUGUUGGUAACACAAUUCAUGAUGCUCUGGGUGAUACAUAACAAUUAACUGUAUUCCUCGGUUAACAAUACAGAUAAACUAUUUUAAAACAACGCGCUCUUCAGUUAAGCAUGUCGAUGGGACAUGUUUAUAAUUAACAGCGACUUUUUCUUGAGUAGCUUUGUCGCCGGCAGGUUUUUUUGAUGACAUUUACAAAUCUUCUCAACGCUAAGCCGUCUUUGUUGUCCCUUUCCCGAAAACUGUUAUUAUAAGCUUUCCUUCUAAAGAUCCUAAAAAUAGCAGAAAAGUAACUCAGUUUUAUCUCAAGAAAAAAAAGUGGGUAGUUCUUGAUAUUGGAACCGGAAAGGCCACAAAUAUUUAGAAUGAACAGAUCAAAAACAACGAGUGAAGGUUGCAUAUAGUAUCAGGUACAGUGAAUUUUUAGACGAUCAAUAUAUACCCAAUUAAAAAAAGAAUUCCUAGUACACGUGAACUGUUGUCGAUACAGGAAUUUUUUCCUCCAAACUAUGGCAAAUUUAAGGUUUCCUGUUCGACAGCUUUGUAUGCCUGGCUCUUUAUUUGUAAGAUACGAAUUAUGUACGUUUUGAAAGUUUCUGAAGGUAGGAGGUCUUAUAAGAUGGGGAAACAAUUUUAUAAGGUUUUUGACCGCCGCAUUAUCACGCGUCAGCCGUGUUUUGUCUCACCAUUUACGUGUACAAGAAUGCAACGAAAGAAUGCAUAUAAUAUUUGAGUAACCCUUAAUGUCAAUAGUUGGACGGGUUUUCAAAUCUAAAAUUAUAUCGCUUCAAAACGGCUCUCUAUCGGAUUAUUAUUGGUUGCUUAAAGAGAAAACAUAAAGUUUAAAUUUAUAACAUAAAUGAACAGAUGAACAGUUAUUGCUCUCGUCACUCUUCGGAUAAUUACAGAAACACAUGCUCGAAAGAGACCAAAAGCGUUUGCUGUUUUCCUGAGUGGUCCUUCAUCUGACAAAUAAGUCAAGGCCAAUGAACCGCAUCGUUUUGAAAACGCUCCACUUUUGAAGGCGUUUUCAGAACGACCCGUUUCUGAUAACGAACUCGACCGGCGCCGUGUAAACGAAAGGCGUAACCGCAUCGAAACCGAUGCGGAUACAAAUGAAACCGCGUCCCUGUAAACAGUGCCUGAUUUAUCCCUGAGUGUCGGCGAGUGGACGUGUUUCAUCUAAAGUCUAUAACCGUUUUUGCUGAGUAUACUAACAAAUUACAAAAUUAAUGAGCCUUAAAAAAGCGCAGACAAUACAGAGUCAAGUUAAAAAAAAAUUUAAAAAAUAAAAUAAAUAAAAAAUAACGGCUUGAGUACAAAAAAUAGAAUUUUACGAGGCUAUAACCGUGGGUGCUUAUGUGUCCGGCGCACUGUCGAGUGAUGAAGGCAAACUAAUUAAUUGUUCGCGUAAUUAAUGCUUAAGGUAAGUAUUUACCGGUGAGGACAUAAAAUCCCUUAAAAUUUUGACAGUAUUUCUCAAUACGUAGAAACUGAUACCACUUUUCAUUGAUGGGGUGUUUUAAUUUGAAACAGCUAAGCUGUUGGAAAAAAAAAUUUAAUCCCGGAUAAAACAUGUAUCCAGCAUGGAACGUAAGAAAACCAAGACGGCGACGGCAACGGGAACGUCACCGAACAAAAGGCUUUAGUAGCAGCUGAACAAUGGCUGCGCACGUUCGUUCUAAAUAUUUGUAAAUUUCUUCGCGUCUUCUGCAAAACAUUAAUCCGAAAUAACUAAACUUUGUGUUGUCUGUCUUUUAAAAUUAUAUUUCAAAUUCAACGCCGUGUUACAUAUUCAGUUUCUAGAUAGCUUUUAUAGUGAGAAACAAACUAAAUACCCUAAGAGUAUCGCGAGAUUCGUGGGUAAAAUAUAGGUUCAAUUUUAACUGACGUUGUCCACCGCGUCGCCGUCGUCGUUACCUAAAUUCCCCAACGACUUUCCGAUACGGGUGCAGAUAUCAAGAUCAAGCGACGCAGACUAAACAUGUCAUUAGAUGCUUUCUUAUCGAGUUCCUUGUUAAUUUUAUUUCGUAUUCGGGUUGCGCAAAUAUUGCUGGACUUUUUUUGCGAACAAAGUCUGAUAACAAAGAGCAAGCACUGAAAUAUCAUUUCCGUUUUUGUUGAGCUUGUUCGUUUGUUUGUUUGCUCCUUUGUGCAUUUGACAAAGGUAAAUAGUUUUCUGAGUUCCUGUCUGUUCACGGAAUUAAUAUGUUUUCCUUCAGAUAAGUGUUUUGUAUAUAUUUUCUUCAAAUAGAAUUUCUAACCUAGUCGCUCAGUAAUUGGGUUAAAUUGAUUAAAUCACAUGUAGUUUUCAAUUCAACUAAAUUAUGAAUGCAAGGGAAUCGAACAUAAUCUAAUGAUAUCAAUAAACAUUGGACUCAGAGAUGUUAGAAACAGCCAGUGACUAGUUGCAGUCGAUUUAAUUAGCAUACUAAUUGUUGCGAUAGCGUGAGAAAUGUUUUUUAGGGUCCAAUUAGUGUGAAAGGCAUGCAUAUCUGCGAACAUUAUUAAUCACCUUUUGGUUGGGUUUUAUAAACAAAGGCAAAAAGAAAGUUAAGUGUAUGUGUAUGUGUUAAAAUAACAACCCUUUUUUUCUCGGAGGUGCCGUUUUGGCAGAUUACAACAUUUUAUAGAACAAAGUGCUGUCAUGAUCCAGAUAACAAAUAGAACAUUAAUCGGUCUUAUUCACAUUGACAAUGCGUAAGAUACGUUCAGUCUCAAAGCUAGUCAAGAAUGUUCAAGCUAUUUCCGGUAGCACUAUGCGAGGGGACACUAUUAUGACAAAAAUUUUUUUGAUUGUCAGCUGGGAACAUUCUCGGGUGCGCCAAAAUAACAUUCGACGGUGCUGAGCAAGCAUUUCUUCAUCGCCGCUGUGCCAUUUAAUAUAAAUUUGCAAUUAGGAAAGGGUAGUUAGGUCGCUGGCACAAAAUAAACAUUGAUAGGUUAUGAUAACGAAAAGGAUUACUCAGUUUGUUGUUACUUGAUAGAUGAAUGUUAGCGAUAGGAACAUUAACACCUUAGAAUAGACACAGUUAGAUACGACUUUGCUGAUAAGAACAAACAAACGGGGAAUAAUUUAGGAUUAUAUUAAAGUAGAACUCAGUAAACUGCAUUAAACAACAAUCAGAGGCGGUUUCAAUUCACGCUAAAUUCCUUCAUAAACCACAAAAGUCUAUUGAUAAGGGUUUGAGGAUCAUAAACAGUGACGUGUUUAAAGGUUGUUCAGCUAGAAAAUAAUAAAUAAGCCAAUAACUUCGUUUUGCAAAGUUAAAAAACCGCUUAAUUUUUUUUAAUUCUUCGUUCGGCGUAAUUUUAAAAAAGAUGUGCGAGAGAAUCUUUUUAUGCUUGAAUUCACAAGCGGCGCGCCUAAAAUUUCCUUGCUUCAAAUAAAAUCACAAUCUUGAACCUGGAAAUCUAGACGCCGCGGCGAUAGAAUCGAUCGGACUCGCAGUGCAAACAGAAAUUAAAUUACUCAUUCUGUUUAUCAAGCCACAAAUAGAAGGAAAUGUGCGUUAAAGACUACAAAGCAGUUUGCUGAAAACCACGAUAGGCUUGCGCAUUCUUACACAGGUAUUUCGCCGGUUUGCGCGUUAUUUUCAUUCCUCGCACAUGGCCAAAGUGCCUAAUGAUCGUUGACAUGACUUCACUCUUAUGACGAUCUCCGCAGUGGGAUGAUGGCUUUACGCCUUGCGGUUAAAAUUUUGGCUAUUUUAUAGCAAACGAUUAACUUCUUUCUGUACCUUUUUUUUAAGAAUAACGGGUAAAAUUUGUCACGCCUAACGGCUAAAUGCUUUCCCCGUUUUACGGCUAAAAUUUACCUUGUUUAGACCAUCACUGUUUGUUUGUUGGCUCCUUUAUGCAUUUGACAAGGCAAAUGAUUUCUUGAGUUCCUGUCUGUUCUCGGGAUCAAUAUUUUUCCCGGAGGAAAGUGUUUUGUCGAUAUUUUCCGUCUAACCCAGUUGCUCAGUAAUUUGGUUAAAUUGAUAUAACCAAAUGCAAUUUAAAAUUCUCUCAAAUUAUGAUUGCAAAGGAAUCGAAAGUUAACCUAAUGAUAUCGAUUUACAUUGGACUCAGAGAAGGUAAAAAGAGCCCGUAAAUGCUUACAUAAUCCACACUAUUUUUAGUAUCGAGGACCCUUCUUCACUUCAGUGAUUACCUACUCAGUUGUUGUAGAUACUUUUCUUAAGGUGUUUACGUUUCGUUACGUUACCUUAUUGUUGAUCGACCACAAGCGAUAGAGGAUCGUUCCCUCUGACAAAAAUUGUGCAUUUUAAAGACAGUGUAUAACUUAUUGUCGCCGAAAUUAUAAACAAACAGAACGAAACAAAAUAGCUACAAUUCCUCACAUCGGUUAAACCCGACAUAUAAAAGACAAGAUUCAAUGGCGAAUGGACUUGCGUGUCUUGUCGCAAUCAGUUUAAUUAGCAUAUCAGUGACAGGUUAAGAUGGCGUGAGAAAUGGCCUCGCUCAUUAGAGUUCAAUUAGCAUGAAAGAUAUGCAAAUCUGCGAACAAUAUUAAUCACUGUUUGGCAGUAUUUUAUAAACAAUGGCAAAAGGACAGUUAAGUACCUGUGUUUAGAUGGCAAUCCUUUUUCUCGGAGGCGCCGUUUAAGUAAAUUACAGCAUUUUAAUUAAAAAAGAGCUGUCGUGAUCCCGAUAACAAAUAGGACAUUAACCGGUCUGAUCCGCAUAGAUUCCUCAUAAUUGCCCCAAGAAUGCGUAAAUUCUACCUCAGGAGAAAGUCAAAGACAUCAUUCAUCGUGUGCUAGGUUCCACUUCAAUGGCUUCUAUAGCAGCAUUAAUGUUUAUAUAAAAAUCUUAGAGCUUAGCAGUGCAAUGUUUAAAAAUGAAAUAUUUGCUGAGGGUAAUUAAAAAUACAUAAGAAAUGUAUUCUGAAAGUUAAUCGAGAUUGUUCAAGGUGACGAUGUUAUGGCAAAACUAUUUUUCAUUUAUGGGGCGAUGGCUUUUGCGUCUUACGGCGCCGUUGUGCCAUAUAUGUUUUUUUCAAAUAUAGAGUUUCAAUUAAGAGUGGGUGGUAAGGUCACCGGCAUCAAACAAACAUUGAUAAGUUAUGACAACAAAAGGAUUGCUCAGUUUAUUGUUACUUCUUAUUAAAUAAAUGUUACCGGUGGGAACGUCAACACCUUAUAAAUGGACACAGUUAAUUCAGAGUGCACAUUGAUACCGUUUUUCUGUGAUUCAGCGGCUUCACUAAAUAACAGAGCUGUUGUAUGAGGUUUUCAUCGUGAGUAAUAGGAUUCUUAUCCACCUGAGAAUUAAAUGGCUUUUGACACGGGUGUGUACAUAAAAAUCUCAUAAAGCUGUGAGGCCGCUAAACACUUGUUAAGUACCCAUAUAGUUUAGCACUGUUCUGUUUCCAAAACAAUUAUUCUGUGAGGCACAAUUCGCAUUGAAUAAAACGUGGACAAUUUCCAUGUCAAGGUUUACCUAAUACUCUCGGUCCCUUUUCACAAUUUCAAGGUUGCAUAUGAUAUUAGGUACAGGAAAUUUGUAAACGAUCAAUAUGUACCCAAUAAAAGAAUCAUUCCUAGCGCACGUGAAAUGUUUGUUCUUACAGGAUGUGGUUUUUUUCUUCCAAACUUAGUCAAGUAUGGAAAAUUAAAUAUUUGACUACGUAUUAUAUAUUCUAUACUUAUACAUUAUACUUGACAGUCACGUGCAGCGGACUGAUCCAUACUUUCCCGAUGAUCACACAUCGCCGUUCCGCAAUUAACGGAUAGAUGAUAGUUUUCACCUUUGUCGUGGUUAAGUCAUCAGUGUUAAAGGAUUUAAUUCAAUUGUCAGAAAUUGAUAUGUUUGGGAAGUGUGGCGUUAUUUUCUUCAUACGAUUCAUAACUACAUUUACACCACUUUCGGUGAGUAAAUCCAGUUGCAUGUGAACAUCAGUUACUUUCUUGAGAUUCUGUCACAAGCAUGUUGGUUUUUUUACUUCUAUAAAGUUGAAUCACGAUGUUCCUUAGGUAUGACACUUCACUACUUGUUCACACACGUUGGUAACACAGUCCUUGAUUAACGAUACAAAUACUCUUUUGAAAGAACGCUCUCUUCAAGCAGGUCGACGGGACACGAAUAUUAGACAUGUACAAUUAUAUCUUCUCAACGCUAAGCCGUCCUUCCUAUCUCCUUACCGAAAACUGAGUUGUUAGCCUUCCUUCCAUGAGCCAAAAAUUUCUAGCAAUCCUGAAAAUAGCAGAAAAGUAACUACCACAUCCGUAUCAACCUUAUAUCAAUAUAGCUUUGCUUGUCAGAGACCUCUUCAUUCUCUACCUUUUAUUUCCAUAAUCUUUCCGUUCAAGGUAUGCUUAUACAGAAAGGCUUAUCAUCGCCUGUCGUAGUAAAGUCAAAGUCCAACUGUAUUUGCAUAUGCGCUCAAGUGUUUCGAAUAAGACAGUCGAGAGCAAAUCAUUAAGUACGACUUCUCUUGGAUAUAUCACCCAGGAAAUCAUUGGAUGUUGAGGGAAACUAGAUUCUUUACUUUGUUUUAUAGUCAUUGUCAAGAUAACGGUAUACAUGUCCACGCGUCUAAUCAGAAUUGUUCGUCGAUACAGCCGCCAGUACUCAAAGACAAAAGAUACUGAAAAGUUGAUGACGGCAGCACAAUUUGUUUUAAGUCCUUCUCACGCGGAAAAAUCAACCAAUUUGGUACAUUUCUAAUACGAAUUACGUACGUUUAAAAGCGUCUGAAGGUAUAGGAGGUCUUAUCAAAUAGGGAAACAAUUUUCUAGGGUUUUUGACCGCCGCAUUAUCAUGAGUCAGCCGUGUUUUGUGUUACCAUGUACGUGUACAAGAAUGCAACGAAAGAAUGCAUAUAAUGUUUGAGUGACCCCUUGAAGUCAAUAGUGGACGGGUUGCCAGUUUUUAUAUUUUGUCAAAUCUAAAAUUAUAUCGGCUCAAAACGGCUCUCUAUCGGAUUAACAUUUCGAGGGGCUAUAAUCAAAAGUGUUCACGUCUCCGGCGCACGGUUGAGUAAUGAAGGCAACCUAAUUGUUACGGUUUAAGGUAAAUUUUACCGAUAAGUACAUUAAACCCCUUAAAAAAACAAAUUACGGCGUACGUGCCAGAAAUAGCAUUUCGAGAGGAUAUAAUCGUGAGUGUUUAAGUCUCUGGUGCACGGUUGGUUGAUGAAGGCCACCUAAUUGUUGCUUAGUUACUGCUUAAGCAGUAAAAUUUAGACGGUAUUUCAUAGUACGUACAAACUGAUAUCGUUUUUCAUCGAAGGGGUGUUUAAAUUUUGAAGAGCAUCGCUGUUGAAAAAAAACUUAAAUAUCACUGAUAAAACACGUAUCCUGCAGAAAAUAUUAGAAAACCACGACGGCGAAGUCAACGGGAACGUCACUGAACAAAAGGCUUAAAAGUAGCUGACCAAUGGCUGCGUACGUUCGUUCUAAAUAUUUGUAAAUUUCUUCACGUUUCCUGGGAAACAUCAAAAGAAAAGAAAAGGGCCGGGGUUUUCCCUAAAAAAAUGCGCCAUCUAGUCUCUGAUUAGUCCAAGGCAGAAUGGUUGAUCCCAGUUUUGCCUCAUUUAGCAUAUUUAAUUGAUCAUUGAAUCAUGCAUCUACUCAUGUUCCAAAUUCAACAAGAACAGUUUAACAGAGAGACCGCUUCACAUCGUAUUUGAUAAUACGUUAAACUCAGAGACCCUCAACAUGUGUACGUUCCUCGUGAUUUGGUCAAUUUUUCUAGCGAGAGCUGCAAUAUCGGUAUGUUUCUGAUGUUUUGAAUUGCUAUCUCUUCUACUCAUGUUUGCAAAACGUGUUCAUUUUCUUAGGCGGGGUAUCAAUAGCAACACCGCCAUUUCGCCACCCGUUCAAGUUGACUCCUAAACUUCGGUGAAAAAUUCUCCCCUCGAAAUCCCUCAUAUUUCUUAACUAAAUUAGACAAGAUAAUUUAAUGUUAUGUCAAAAUAACAUCCUUCAGUUGAUAAGUCUGAUUGUUCUCUUUGUGCGUUUGCAAGAUAAAAUAUCGGAAUCGUAAGGAAAAAAAAAGAUGUCAAUCUCUGCAAGGAAUUAAUGGUCAACGUUCUAGAAUCAUAAGAUCUAGAGAUCCAGCGUUUGAGGUAAUACAUUGUUUCUUUUUUCAGACGUUAACAUCAGUCUCAAUCGAAUAAAGAAAGCUAUUUAGGCCACACAAGAAUGCGUGGCAUGAAAGUUUUACCAUGCUUGGCUGAUGCAAUUUCCUCUUGAGUAGGGCGUCAUAGCGCUUUCCUGUAGGAACGUGUCGACUGUGGACAUUUGUUUAUUCUAUCAGACCUCCCAGAUGGACAAAUAUUGACUCCACUUUGAUGCCAAGCUGUUGGUUUUCAUAUGAAUCGUGUAGAGUGGUACUUUAAUAAUUUACGAUUAGGGGUUUGAUUAAAGCUGGAAAAAGCCAUAGUCGGAUUAUUUUUUUCCAACUUCUCAUGCACUUCGCACUUCAAGGGAUUACACAGCGCGUAUGACAUUUCAAAAGAAAUAUUAUUUAACAAGAAAAAAAAACAGUGUCGUGACUUAGGACUUAACGCUUGGUUACUGCUCUGUGGCGGCCGAGUUCUCGCCUACGUGUAGCCGCACCCUCCUCCCGAACGAAAACCUGACACUAACCUAUUCAAUGACGUCACUCUAAUCUAUGCAAAAUUAUGUAACUUGAAAAUACUUCUUGCUUGCUAGCCAGAACGGUAAUCGAAGUAAACACAAUUCAAGUGAAGUCAUUUUCCACCGUUUCGGGCAAAUUUGCAAUUUAUUAUCCGCGUUCAAUUGUAUACUUUGUUUUCAGGAUAUAGAAAAAAUUUUAGGCGAUAUUUGUUCGAUUAGCAUCGAGCUUACACGAAACCAGAUUUCAUUCAACGUCCACGCGGUUUCUGCUUACAUUUAAAUGAAGACAGUGCCGCGGUUGUCUAAAAAAGUGGAAUCAUUUGCCGCAGAAUCUCAAGGUUUACAGAUUUCUUUAAGAGAUAGUUGGGCUGCACGUGUGAAGAAAGAGCGACUCAUUUCUCAGUCGAUGGGAUCGCUGCAAGAAACAUGAGAUUCGCAGCACCGAGAGUUGAAGGCGGACAAUCCUCUUGGCCCAAGUUCAUUAGGAUAGUGCACCUGGUCUUCCAUAAGCGCUUUAACGAGCGGUACAAUAAAUAUGGGGAACAGUUUCUUCUAGAGAAGAGAGGCGAUCGAUCUCUGGUGCGGCUUGAUAUAUCGAAACAUCACAGUCACGAUCAAUGUCAGGUUUUCAUGUUAAUUCUCCCCACUAGCUGCUACACAUUUCCUUGUAAAUUAGUAAUGAGAACUCGGUGCUAAAUCAAGAUGACAACUUCUACCUGAUAAGUUUGAAUAUUUUCAUUACCUGUUUGCUGAAUAAUGUAUGGAUAAUCUAGGGAGAAGUUUCAUGUUAAUCACUCCUGGAAGUUAGAGUUAAGGGGGGAGGGUACAGAAGUGACAACUUGUUUAGAUAAAUGCCCCAGACUGUGUCACUUCAACAAAAUAAUUGAAGCCGUAGUCCGACAAAAAAUUUUUUUAAGUUUUUAAAUUUCGUUACGUUUGUUCUAAGUUGCCGGGGCAUUUAGUAAAAAUAAAAUGUCGAGUUUACAAGCAAAAUGGCUAAGAAUUCACGUGGGAAUGCGGCUGGUAGAAGCAAAGCCCAGUGCAUCGAAGCAAAGCCCAUUAUAUCUGAAAGCUGAUCAAGUGUCUCGGUAUUGUGCCAGAUUGAUAUACCUGCUUAACCAUUUUCAAUUUUAUUAUUAUUUUUUUUUUAUUAUUUAUCUUUUUAAAUUUCUUUUUAGUUCGCAGCCGGUGAUUGCCCAGAUAAUUAUUUCUGGGAUGGUCAAAAAUGCAGCGCAUGCUCAGGUUGCACCCUUGGGUUUGGUUUGAAGGAACCUUGCUCAAAAACCAACAACACUGAAUGUCAACCUUGCUUUCCUGGCUAUGAUUACUCGAACAGCACAGGGAUGGAGGAGUGCAUAAAGUAAGUUGGUGUUAUGUCAUGUUUCUCUUAUAAUAUUGUACAUAACGUUACACUCUAAAUCCUGCUUAUUACUCUGUCAAACGCUUCAUCUAUCUUUUCCUUCUUUGUCUCCUGUUCUUACAACACGUUGUCUUCUUUACGUUCUUUUCCUUUAAACUAAACAUAUCACGCUAUAAUGGUUAGAGCACAAUUUUACCUCUUAUUUUUUCUAUUUUGUGAACGCGACACGAGGCUAAAAGGAUGCGAAGAUAGUUUUUCGACAAGCCUUUUGGUAAACUUUUGCAAUGAAACCUUCUUAAAUUGAUUAUUAUUCAAAGUAAAUCUAGUUCAUUGUAAUAUUUAAGCUUUCUACCCUAAAGGUACUAUUUUCCUUCCUUUAUUUAAGGUGUGAUACAUACUCCAACUGUUUACCCGGACGAUCUAAAAAGAUAACAAAGUGCACAAUUUUUUCUGGACACACUUGCGAUGGAUGUGAAGACGGAUACUAUCACCACCAAGGCGUUGGCUGUGAUAAGUGUUCGCCUAAAUGUGAUGCUAUGACCGAGGACGAAAUACAGGCAUGCAAAACUGAGCAUAACCGCGUUUGUGCACCAAAACGAGUUUUGCCUAAAACUCCUCCUGCCUUCAGUAAUGUGAAGAAGGACGGAUGUGAAGAAGGAUACUAUUACCGCCAAGACGUUGGCUGUGAUAAGUGUUCACCUAAAUGUGAUGCUACGACUGAGGAUGAAAUACAGGCAUGCACAACUAAGCAAAAUCGCGUUUGUGCACCAAAACGAGUUUUGCCUAAAAAUCCUCCUAUCCUCAGUAAGUUAAUUCACUUCCAUUUGUUUCGAUACUUAGAAACACAACUUUUGAAUGAAGGAUUAGAAAUGUUUCUCCUUCAGAUGACAAUCCUUUUUUGAAAUUCGUGUGCUUAGUUCAGUUCUUUGCAAUCUUUGGUACUAACUGAAUGGUUUCUUUAUUUGGAUCUAAGCUUUCAUAUUUUGUUUAUUUUGAUUGAUUAUUGUUCGCUUCAUUUUUGUCUUUAAGGUAAUGACUCAAAAGGAAGUCAUCCUAACAACACUACCAAUGACAAGGAUGACGAGAUACCAUUAAUUGGUCCUGAGCGGGGAGAAUCUAAAACAAAUCAGCCACAAGAGGAAAAUUUAAUCGUUGGAAAGCUGUGGCCUUGGCUUCUACUCGUGGUGAUGGUAGUACUAAUGGUCACAUCGAUAGGGCUUUAUAAAAGAAGUCGAAGAAAUCGUCCAACCCAACCAGAAGGCGAUGUCAAUACACAAAACACAGAAGAGAACAUCGCUUCACGCGAGCAAACGAUUCCGUUGAUAACUGAAGGUGGUGUGGAUGCUCAUGACACGAGGGAAACUUUCUCUUUGGGGCCAAGGCAUGAGUUAGGUGAGUUUGUGUGCUUGUCCUCCCCUUUCAACUCGUGAAUUGCGCUCAUGCGCAAGAGCGAGUUUUAGAUACGAUGUGGGGAAUAGCACUUGCUCGCUCGAUUGGUCGGUUCCUGUAUUUUUUUUUCGAUUUUAGGCUUUUGAGUGCAUUUGAUAGUUUUUAGCGAGCAAUAAACAAACGAAAUGGAGAGCUUUGUUGCUAAGAAUAGUGGUGGGGUGAAAAAGAAGCCAAUGAUAAUCUUAAAAGAGUGUUUUUUUUUUCGUUUUAGUUUCAACAAGCGGCGCCAGCGACUGGCAGGCAUGCAAUGAUUCACACUGAACAGAACAACCUUCGUUUUUCAUAAAAUUGUAAUUCACAAUCCUUGAACUUGAAAACAAUCCGAAGAUUCAUUGAAAAUAUCACUUACUGCGAAGCGCACGGAGUUUACAGACGUUCAAAAGCUUUUUCUGUCAUAGCGUGAGAUUGAGGACAAAAUCGAUCAUUACGUUUCGUAUCGUGUGUCUUUCCUGUGUGAAGCAACAGAAGAUGCCGGCGACUGACGAAAUUACAAGUUAACACGAAAAUCAGAUAACACCUAAACAAACAAUUUAGCUACCGAUUUUCAGUGAAUUUUUAGAGAACAAUUUUCUUUUAAGUUUCAAGACAAUUUGAAGAUUCAAAAUACAUAUUACGUACUAAAAUGCGCAAGUUAUACACCACAAAAUUGAUAAAUAGGCCUGAAAUGAAAUUCUAUCUUGUUAUUAAUUAUACGUUGCCUAGCACGUGACUAAAAUCUACCCAGGCGGAGAUCCAAAAUGACGGUGGCAGUCUUGGCUUAAUUAUAUCACUCAAAACUCGUUCCUGUUUGUCUCAUUUGAUAAAGAGGAAUCGUUAAUGUUGUCACUAAGACAGUAUUGCCUUGAUUUUCUAAUAUUUACAAUGAUAGACAGUAAAUUUCACUUUUCACCCACAUUUACUUCUAACCUUUUCUUUUGAACCAGAAACAAAAAUGAUAUACGUUUAAACUGAACACGACAUCAUCCACCCUUGUCAAAUGUAAUAGCAUGACCAUUUCAAUUGUAAUGCCUUCUUAUCCCAACGUUACUUUGUUUCUUUGCUACAUUAGCGAACACUGAACUACUGCUCGUACUCUACAAUCAACCACAAAAUUCCCUAAACCAGAUAGCAUUAAACAUGAACCAAAAAAAUCAUGUGUCAAUUCACGAGUUUGCUCACAGAGCACUUUGAUUUCUUUUUAGAGUCGUUUUGUAUACAACACAUAAUUUCAUAAAUGCAGAUUUUUUUAUCUUGGCUGACAUGUACUCUGCAUUCUAUAUUUCUAUAUAUUUAAUACUUAAAGUAGAUAGUUAGUAAGCCGUUUUUGUAGAGAUAACCUCAGGGAUCUCUCUUUCAUGUACUGUAUGAUUUUUAAACAUAUUUUCACUCGAAUUAAGUACUAUUAAAAGAUGUCUCCGUAACCAAGUCACACAUUGAAACGUAUGAUGGAUGACGAUGAAAGUUGACAUAGAAUAUCAAAAACUUCGAGUUACUCUCUUCGAGCCCGAUUUUAAAAGACUGCGAGGCUACUUUUGACAACAGUAAUUAAUGAAAGUAAAAUUUCCGCAACUUUCUUAGAGUUUUGAUGAAGCAGGCGUGAAAUGGUUUUUGAAAUAGGAUGGCAAGACCUCCUCUAAUCUCCGUUGUUGUUGAAUUUUCAGAGAUGGCUUUAGGUGGGGUGGAUGCCCCAGAGCCUUCUUCAGAAGAACUCGGCAGACAAAAAGGUUUGUUUAGUUCAGUUCAAUACGUACUUUCUGCGAUAUGUGUGGUAUCGUAUGUAAGUUGUCAUUGUGUAUAACCAAAUACACGAGUUUCUUUCUUUUUGUGGUGUUGCAAGAAAGUACGAUGUAGCAAGUAGCAGUUUCCAAUUAAGUUGUACCUGUCGCGGGCAUCCGUAGAAUAAGUUUGUUUCAAUCAACGUGUAUCCGUCACAACCUCCCUCACCUUUCCCAGAAUUGAACAAAAACCUAGGUCCGCCUCAGAUUUUUAUGUCGUAAUCAAAACUAUAACAAAAUUCUCGAACGUGAUUGAUUAUCACCAGCCCGAUUUGAGCACCGAUAGAACAGUGUACGUGUCAUGCUCAUAUUGGACAGUGAAAUAGGAGAGCUAAAGGGACACUACACACUUCAUGCCUGCGUAAGUGGACACGUCAUGUGCGCGCGCUGUUGUCUCGCAUUUCAUCAAGUUAACUGUUUUUUGUUUGUUUGCUUUUUUAUGAAAACGUAAAACAGAUGUCCUGUUCCUUUCUCAAAUUUUGUCAUAGUUUUGAUUACUUAGUAUCAGAACUUCCUUUCGUUCAAGUGAUUAAUAAAUCAGAAACCCGCUUCGCACUCGUCCGAUUUUAUCAACCACUCGCAUGAUCACAGACCGAAUUGGACUCCACUCGGUCCUAUUACCAUUAAUAAUCGCCGUAGUUGCUUCAUUACGUCCAUUGUUAUUUUAAUUCUAGGCUUGGAUCGUCCAAUUAAAACUUUAAGGAUUAAAGAAAAGAAACAGAUCAUGAUUUUCCUGAGUGGCAAAGAUACUGGAGGUAGGCAGAAGCUCUUAACCCUUUACCUGCCAUGAGUGACCAAGGAAAAAUUUCUCCCCACAAUAUCAAUACAACAUCAGGCAUAGAAGUGAUCAAAAUAAAGAAAAUAUCAAUUCGGGGCAAAUUGACAACAUAAGAAUUGUAUAGCAGACAGUAAAUAGAAUUACUAAUGAGAUUUUGGGAGUUGAAGAGUUAACCGUUAUCCGUGUUUUGAAAUUUUUGCAUUUUCCUUCAUGAAAAACAUUUUAAAAACUAUUAAAACAAGUUUUUUUUAAAUGCAGUGUGCAGUGGUGCACACAGUUUUCCCUCAAAGCUCUAAACCUGCAGCUAUUAAAAUGUUUCAUUCAAGCAGUUUUCCAUGUUGUUCUUAAUUUAGGUUAUUUUUACUGGCAAAGUGUAGCGGAAGAACUUGGUUUCCAAAAUGAGUCCAGAGGAUGGGAAGGAGCUCAAAAUCCAAUUGAAAGCCUUCUCAAGGCAUUUGGCGAAAAAGAGGGAAGCACCAUCAGAGGAUUGAUAGAAGCUAUCAGAAAAGCUGGAUUGACGCUUUGUGCGAGUCAGUUGGAAGAUAAAUUUGAUACUCCAAGAAAUGAUACAACUGAUUCUGUCCAUAAAACUUUGGUUCAAAUUGAAGUAAAUGACAAUUCUACUUCUGUUGAUAUACCUUCAGAUCCGUGUAAAGAGGAUGGUGCAACUGAAUCGGUGGAAGGUGAAAUAAAUAAUAAGGCUGAUUCCGUUAUUAAUGUACCUAAGUACGCUGGAGAAGAAACUGAUGCGAAUGACAUUGCUGAUACAGCUGUAUGAACAGCAAUUCUGUAUGAAUAAGUAAUGUUUUGCUAAAUACAUAGCCAUAACCUUGUUUUCUUAGAAAGUUUCUUAUCAGCGACUGAAUUCCACGUUGCCAUGUAUCUGUUCCGUUGGUAACAGAUUACGCUUACGGGGGAUGGUGGGUAAGGUCGGGGUGAGGUAAGGUGAUCCUUGUUUACUGAUUCACCAAAAGUCACCCAAGCCUUCCAGAAGUUUGAAUCGAAUUGAUAGCUAUUAUUACUUUCUUUAACUCAUAAUUCUAUCUAAAAAAUAAUGUGCAAAUUUCAAGUUAUUUACAAAUGCAAUUAUUUAUGCUGCAAUUUUAAUUUAACAGCCUGAUAACAAUUGUCUGAAUUUGAAAUAAUUUAUGAAAAUUUUGAGCGACGGCAGCAAAAAUGUUGGAUACAUUAUUCCUAUUUAAAAAUCCAAACGAGAAAAAAAUUGCUUCUUCGAUAUUUGAGUAACAUGUAUCGUUAAAAAUGUGCGAUCAGAAAUUGGCACCACAGGUUUUGAAUUAUGCAUUUGUAAGUACAUUACAUCUGUUUUGUUUUUGUUCAUCUUUCUUGACGCUUUUUUCCCUUGGUGUGUUGCUGUUUGUUUUUUACCUUAUUUGACUUGAAUAUUUGUGAUAAAAAGAUGGCUAAUGCAUGAACGAAGAAAACUAUCUAGUUCCUAAUCAUUAGAUUUUUUAAUAACCUGAAUCUUUUUUUCGUAAAAGGAACAUUCCUCCUUUAUUUUCGUACUUGGUAGAUCCAAGCAUUUUGACUAAGUUUACAAAUCAUUGUUUUUGUUUAGUGUUUUCAGUAUCAUUUUUACGAGGAAUGUACAGGUUCGUAAAUUUUAGAAAAUGGUUACGAGUAGAUACUUGCAAAAAUGUGACCAAUCAAUCCAAUGUAGAUCCAAUAAAUUGAAGGACUUUUCUAACUGUUAUUUUUUAUCCUUGUGCCGGCUGACAAUUGAAAGCACUUCACUGUGCAUUGAUAGUGUUCUUAGUAUUUUUUCUUCAUACAUUUUAGAAAGUAAUAUAUCAGAAAAUGAUUUAAAUAUACUUAUGAAAUUGUCCUUAGCUUAUACGUGAAUGUUUGGAUAACAGUUCCUUUUAACAACAAGUUGAUUCAGUAAGUUAGUGAAACAUAAUUUCUAUUUAAAUUUGAAAAGACUCAAGUAUAGUAUCGAGAGAAAAUACUUUUUCUUUCGGUAUUUAUGAGUUGGCUAUCGGUUACAUGUAUCUACUAGCUCAGGUUGGUUAUAAUUAAAAUAACCGAUAUCGAUUUGAUUGUAGCUAAUUACCCUUAACAUAGAGUUAAUAAAGUUAAAUGUUGGUGCUGACCAGCCUCUAUUUGAUUAGGAUCAUUCAGAGUGCCA